Talaromyces stipitatus ATCC 10500 is the source of this 1263-nucleotide messenger RNA. RefSeq names its product D-amino acid oxidase. Lineage: Eukaryota; Fungi; Ascomycota; Eurotiomycetes; Eurotiales; Trichocomaceae. The record is from RefSeq and is a predicted model, not a curated record. The coding region runs from base 85 to 1179 and encodes 364 amino acids. Gene Ontology annotation, molecular function: FAD binding; D-amino-acid oxidase activity. The transcript has 6 exons.
GUGUUGUCCUUUGUCAAUAUCGGGUCUUGAGAAUUGUAAUCACUCAACUCAUAAAGAUUGUUCAACAAAUUGAUCAGAGUCGCAAUGGCAUCAAACAAUAUCGUGGUGCUCGGUGCAGGAGUUAUUGGCCUCACCACGGCGAUGCUACUCUCUCGAGAUCCCGAGAACAAAGUUACAGUUGCUGCAAAGCAUAUGCCAGGAGACUACGAUAUUGAAUACACCUCACCAUGGGCGGGCGCUAAUUACCUUCCAGUUGGACAGGAAGACAAUAAGAUCGGACAGUGGGAAAAAUUGACAUGGCCGCAUCUACAAGAACUGGCCAAAAACUGUCCGGAAGCAGGAAUCCAUUUCCAGGACACUUUGGUCUAUAACCGAAAGAAAGAUCAAGAAUCAACUACCGGAAAAUGGUUCGCUGAGUUGAUCAAGCCGAAUCCAUGGUAUGGAAAAGUCGUUCCUAAUUAUCGUGAACUCCCUCAAAGCGAACUGAGCCCCGGUGUCGAUAAUGCCAACAGCUUCACUUCAGUCUGCAUCAACACUGCUCUCUAUCUACCCUGGCUCGUCGGGCAAUGCCGACAGAACGGAGUCAUAUUCAAAAGAGCAAUCGUCAAGCAUAUUUCCGAGGCAGCUAAUCUUCAUCAUUCCGGAAGCAAGGCAGAUGUGGUCGUGAAUUGUACUGGUCUAUCUUCUCGUAGUUUGGGUGGUGUCAUGGACACCACUCUCUUACCGGCCAGGGGUCAAAUUAUCCUUGUGAGGAAUGACCCAGGUGUGAUGGCUAGUAUCUCCGGAACCGACGAUGGCGAUGAUGAAGCUACGUAUAUUAUGACACGGGCCGUUGGAGGCGGCACAAUCCUAGGCGGAUCCUACCAAAAGAACAACUGGGAUCCCAAUCCAGAUCCAAACCUAGCAGUUCGAAUCAUGAAGAGAUGCAUCGAACUAUGUCCUAGUCUGGUUGGUGAAGGUCAAGGCAUCGAAGGAUUGAGUAUUAUUCGACACGGCGUUGGUCUUCGACCACUACGUGAAAGUGGCCCACGAAUUGAAAGGGAAAGAUCUGAUGAUUUUUGGAUUGUUCAUAAUUAUGGACAUGCCGGGUAUGGGUAUCAGACUUCGUAUGGAAGUGCUGAAGACGCAGUUGGAUUGGUGAAACAAGCUUUGCAACAAGCGAAAAAGGCGAAGCUAUAAAAGACCGAGACACAUUGAUUUGUUACAUAUUUGAUGUAUAUACUCAUAAGCACGGUGUAUUUGCCGAUAAUUGAAUAGUUUGAG